GCCUGUAGCUAUAGCGCUGCGCUUUCGCCAUGCAUAGCUCGGUUGCCAAGCUGCUCGCCUUGCUCCUCGCCACGGCCGUCUUCUCUGUCACCGCCCAUGCCGGGCAGCUCCAGCCGGCCCAUGCGGCUGGCGCGGGCUGCUUGCAGCAUGAGAGGGACGCACUGGUGGCCUUCAAGCAAGCCAUCAACGACACCGACGACGUCCUCGCCUCGUGGCAAAGACGGCACAAAGAUUGUUGCCGGUGGUGGGGCGUCACCUGCAGCAACGAAACCGGCCAUGUGAUCGAGCUUGACAUUGGUCGCACCUAUUUGUUCGGCAAGAUAAGUCCUUCCCUGCUUUCUCUCGAGCAUCUGGAGUACCUAAAUCUCAACAGCACCAACCUACUUGGGCCAGACGGUACUUCUUCGUUCCCAGACUUCUUGUGUUCUGUAAGCCACUUGAGGCAUCUCGGUCUCUCAGGGACACAAUUCUCUGGUAGAUUGCCUGCUAAGCUUGCCAACCUUUCGAAUUUGGAGUACCUCAAUCUCUCAUACACACAUUUCUCUGGUAGAUUGCCUGCUCAGCUUGCAAACCUUUCAAAUUUGAAGUACCUCGAUCUCUCAUACACACGAUUGUCUGGUAGAAUGUCUCCUCACUUUUUCAACCUUUCAAAGUUGGAGUAUCUCGACCUCUCCCACACUAACAUGUCGGGUAUACUGUCGCCUCAGCUCGGAAACCUUUCCAAGUUGGAGUACCUCGACCUCUCUGACACUAGCAUGUCGGGUAUACUGCCGCCUCAGCUCGGAAACCUUUCAAAGUUGGAGUACCUCGACCUCUCCUACACUAGCAUGUCGGGUAUACUGCCACCUCAGCUCGGAAACCUUUCAAACUUGCGACGCCUUGACCUCAGUUACAUCCAACAUAUACACACAUCAGAUAUCUCAUGCAGCGCGGAUGUAUUUCUCGUGGCCAAUACAAUCCCAUCUCUGAAGGCCCUUAUUCUUAUCAAUUGCUCUCUUCCAAAUGCAAACCAGUCGUUUACGCACAUAAACCUCACAAAACUAGAGCAGCUUUAUCUCUCCAGAAACUAUUUGGGCCAUCAAAUUGAAACCUGUUGGUUCUGGAACCUCACAACCAUCAAGGACCUAGCACUCACUUCAACUUAUCUUUAUGGUCCAUUCCCUGAUGCGUUAGGAGUCUCUCUCGGUUUGAACCAACUAAGUGGCCACAUACCAACAUUGCCGAGAAGCCUCACCCGAGUGGACUUGUCCAUGAACAACUUGUCAGGACCUUUGCCAUCAGAUUUUGGAGCUCCAGACCUUGCAGCACUAAGUCUAUCCUCCAAUAACAUCACUGGUCACAUUCCUAGAGCUAUUUGCAAUUUGCAAAACCUAGUUUUCUUGGAUUUGUCCAGGAAUAGGUUUGUGGGAGAAUUUCCCAGGUGUUCUUCAAUGCCAAACUUGGCAUUCCUAUACUUAAGUAACAAUAACUUCUCGGGAAAUUUCCCGCCAUUGCUCCAAAAGUGCUCAGAAUUGAUUGUACUUGAUCUUGCAAUGAACAAGUUCGAUGGAGCACUACCAGUAUGGAUCGGUGACCUAGUGAACUUACGGUUUCUGCAGCUAAACCAUAACAUGUUCUAUGGGGAUAUUCCAGCUAGCAUCACAAGUCUUGUACUACUUCAACAAUUCAGUUUGGCAAGCAACAAUAUAUCAGGAUCAAUUCCAUCGUCCUUGUCAAAAUUAACAGCUAUGACCCUGAAACAUCUGCCGAGACUUUCAUCACAGUGGUUCGAGGAGACUACUUCACAACCGCUGCUCGUGGAUAUUUUGACUGUGGUGAUGAAGCAGCAAGAACUGAAGUUUCGAGGUGCUGCAGUUAUUGACAUGGUCAGCAUUGAUUUGUCACUCAACCACUUGACAGGUGCAAUUCCAGAUGAGAUAACUUCUCUGAACGGACUGCUGAAUUUGAAUUUAUCAUGGAAUCACCUGAGCCAGAAAAUUCCUGUGAAGAUUGGGGAUAUGAAAUCACUGGAAUCCCUCGACUUGUCAAGGGAACAAUAUCUCCGGUGAAAUCCCAACGAGCCUCUCAGAUUUGACAUAUCUAAGCUCCUUGGACUUGUCAUACAACAAUCUUGCAGGAAGAAUUCCAACAGGCCGUCAACUGGACACUUUGUAUGAUGAAGAUCCAUCAAUGUAUGAUGGCAACAGUCGCCUUUGCGGGCUUCCUCUUCCAAGGAAUUGCUCGGAAUACAGUCCACCAGAGCAUGGGAAUCAGCAGAGAAGUGAAAAUGCUUAUGACCCAGUGAUGUUCUUCUACAUUGGGUUAACGUCUGGCUUUGUGGUCGGACUCUGGCUUGUUUUCUGUGCUCUGCUGUUCAAAAGGGCGUGGAGACAUGCGUAUUUUCACCUCUUCGACAAGCUAUGUGACAAGGUGUACGUGUUUGUUGUUGUUACUUGGGGCCGGAUAAACACCAAGGCGACUGCAGGCUGAGUGAUGUGCUAAAUCCAAUAAUGCCGGCGGCACUCUAUUGUUGUGCUCCAUGAAAAAAUAAAGGUGAAGAAGUUUUUCUUAGCAGCUUGUACAAAUGUGUGUUUUUGUCUAUAUACUUGUGAUAUGAACUUUUUCUGAUGCAUGUAACUGUUAUUAGUUUGUACU
Messenger RNA from Triticum aestivum (bread wheat), 2634 nucleotides. RefSeq names its product leucine-rich repeat receptor protein kinase EMS1-like. The transcript has 3 exons. Bases 30 to 2048 code for a protein of 672 amino acids. NCBI's taxonomy places the organism in Eukaryota, Viridiplantae, Streptophyta, Magnoliopsida, Poales, Poaceae. The record is from RefSeq and is a predicted model, not a curated record. Gene Ontology annotation, molecular function: protein binding.